AUGUUGUCCCAAACGAUGUUGCAAAAGGUCUUGAUGGCCAUGAUGGCCAGCUGCUGCUUGGUUGCUGCUCAGACUACCACUGAACAGUACCCUUCUGCCGCCGAGAUUGCGGCUGCUCAGGCUUCCGUCAAGCCUUACUCUCCCACCUCCAACGUGCAUGGAAAGGUCUUUAACCGCUUCAUUGAUAUCUGGUUGGAGAACACCGACUUGGCCACCGCUGAGAUUGAACCUCACCUGGACGAAUUGAAGAAGAACGGCAUCUUCUUGGACAACUACUGGGCUGUUACUCAUCCCUCUGAGCCCAACUACGUUGCCGCCGCUGCUGGUGACCACUUCGGAAUGGACAACGACAACUGGUGGCAGAUCCCUAACAAUGUCUCUACCAUUGCCGACCUCUUCGACACCCGCAAGAUCUCCUGGAGUGAGUACCAGGAAGGUCUCCCUUACGCUGGUUACCAGGGUUUCCGCUACCCCGAGUCCGGUGCCAACGACUACGUGCGCAAGCACAAUCCCCUGGUCAUCUUCAACUCCGUGACCGACGAUGCUACCCGUCUGCGCCAGAUCAAGAACUUCACUAGCUUCUACGAUGAUCUUGACAACAAGCGUCUUCCCCAAUACUCUUUCAUCACCCCCAACAUGACCAACGACGGCCACGACACCAACAUCUCUUUCAGCGGUACCUGGUCUUACAACUUCCUCUCAGACCUUCUCAAGAACGAGUACUUCAUGAAGGAUACUCUUGUCAUGCUCACCUUCGAUGAAGGUGGCAACUACACCAACCCCAACUCCGUAUACACCCUUCUAGUUGGCGGCGCCGUCCCUAACCACCUCAAGGGAACCACCGACAGCACUUUCUACACUCACUACUCCGUCAUUGCUUCUCUCUCCGCCAACUGGGAGCUCCCCUCUCUCGGUCGCUGGGACUGCGGUGCCAACUUGUUGUCCCUCGUUGCUGACAAGGUCAACUACAUCAACUACGACGUUGACAUGACCAACGCCAACUUGAACACUUCUUACCCUGGUCCUUUGUCCACCAAAAAGUACUCUAGCGCCUGGCCCAUUCCUUUGACCAACGGUGCCCAGUGCUCUGGUGCCAAUACCGUUCUUCACACCGUUCAGCAGACCUACCAGGGAAUGAAGCCUACCUACAAUUACACCAGCCCUGUUCCUUAUGAUAAUGUCAGCGGAACUUCCGUUGGUAUCAAGUAUAGCCGCAAGGGAGGUGAUGGCGAACCCGACUCCUGCGAGACCGAUUAA
This is a messenger RNA of Talaromyces amestolkiae, 1257 nucleotides long. RefSeq lists its product as uncharacterized. Gene Ontology annotation, molecular function: hydrolase activity, acting on ester bonds. Bases 1 to 1257 code for a protein of 418 amino acids. The record is from RefSeq and is a predicted model, not a curated record. The transcript is spliced from 3 exons. Lineage: Eukaryota; Fungi; Ascomycota; Eurotiomycetes; Eurotiales; Trichocomaceae. Gene Ontology annotation, biological process: phospholipid catabolic process.